This is a messenger RNA of Meloidogyne enterolobii, 551 nucleotides long. Lineage: Eukaryota; Metazoa; Nematoda; Chromadorea; Rhabditida; Meloidogynidae. The record is from the annotation of a GenBank genome assembly.
UUCUUUCCCAGGUCUCAGAAAUGCAAAUACUCAAAACCAUCGGUCACCAUCCAAACAUCCUUCGACUUAUUGGGUGUUGUACAGGUUUAGGCCCUCUACUGGUAAUUCUAGAACUUUGCGAACAUGGAAAUUUGAGGGAUUUUAUGCGAAGACACAGACCUAAAGAACAACAAAAAUUAAAAGAGGAGGAGGAAGAGAAGGAAGAAAAAGUGGAGGAAGAAGUGGUGGAAUUGGAGGAUGAUGGACUUGGGGUUGGGGGAAUGUAUCAGAACGUCUCAAUAGUAGACACCACAGGGGGUGACCACCAAUCAACACAUUUACAACAACCAGAAAAGCAACUAACAUUAAAAGAUUUGGUUCAGUUUGCAACUGAAAUAGCUAGAGGAAUGGAAUUUUUGGCGAGUAAAAAAAUAAUACAUAGAGAUUUGGCUGCCAGAAAUGUUUUGGUUGCUAGUGAUUUGACAAUGAAAAUAUCAGAUUUUGGAUUGUCUAGAAAUGUGUUUUAUCACGAUUAUUAUAGAAAGAGGGGGGCUGGCAGAUUGCCUAUGUAA